Messenger RNA from Anopheles nili, 835 nucleotides. It is a transcript of the gene vnc, whose product is annotated as N-alpha-acetyltransferase daf-31. Bases 119 to 724 code for a protein of 201 amino acids. Gene Ontology annotation, biological process: N-terminal peptidyl-glutamic acid acetylation. The transcript has a single exon. Lineage: Eukaryota; Metazoa; Arthropoda; Insecta; Diptera; Culicidae. Gene Ontology annotation, cellular component: NatA complex. The record is from RefSeq and is a predicted model, not a curated record. Gene Ontology annotation, molecular function: protein N-terminal-serine acetyltransferase activity; protein-N-terminal-glutamate acetyltransferase activity.
AGGCAGCAUAAACACCGACGGGAAGGCACGUACCCGUAAGGUACGACGAGACUAGGCAACGUAACCGAGGAAGAGGCUGAUCGUUCCACAAAACCCCUACCCACACACCGCCACGAAGAUGAAUAUUCGCUGCGCGAAACCCGACGACCUCAUGAACAUGCAGCACUGCAAUCUGCUGUGUCUGCCGGAAAACUACCAGAUGAAGUACUACUUCUACCACGGCUUGACGUGGCCUCAGGUCAGCUACGUGGCCGAGGACGACAAAGGCAACAUCGUGGGGUACGUGCUGGCGAAGAUGGAGGAGCCCGAACCGGGCGAGGAAAGCACGCACGGUCACAUAACGUCGCUUGCGGUGAAGCGAUCCUACCGGAGACUCGGACUCGCCCAGAAGCUCAUGAACCAGGCCUCGAAGGCGAUGGUGGAGUGCUUUAACGCACAGUACGUCUCGUUGCACGUGCGCAAGUCGAACCGGGCCGCACUCAAUCUGUACACGAACUCGCUUGGGUUUAAGAUACUGGAGAUUGAACCGAAGUACUACGCCGAUGGGGAGGAUGCGUACUCGAUGCGUCGGGAUUUGUCGGAGUUGGUUAGUGGAGCGAACGAGCGACCGCAAGGGGACCGAAAUGAGGGAGCCGAUGGAGACGAGCGCGUGAUCACGAACCACAGAGGUGCCGGGGACCACAAUAAGGUGGGCCAUGCAGGACACGAUGGACACUGUUGCUAGCGUAUAGAAUAGGAGAGUAGGUGGCAGACAUGUAUGGUGGCGCAGGGUUAGCUUUUUAGGACUGAAUGGGUGGUGCGUGUCAGCUGAUGGUGUCAAUAAAAUUCGCAACUA